UGAGGGGAAUUUACUUCAAGGGUUUUUUUGUUCGGGAAAUGGAAAAGCUAGCUACUUUAGCGUCAGCUUUUCUAUGUGGGUCUCUUUUUCUUUGUUUUUAUGGAACAGUUAGUGGCGCUUACGUGAAGUACAACACUGGAACAGGAGUUGUGCCAGGGAAAUUGAAUGUUCAUUUGGUUCCGCAUUCCCAUGACGAUGUCGGAUGGUUGAAGACAAUUGAUCAGUACUAUGUUGGAUCAAACAACAGUAUCCAGGGGGCUUGCGUGGAGAAUGUGUUGGAUUCGGUUGUGGAAGCUUUGCUGCGUGAUCCUAAUAGGAAGUUUGUGUUUGUGGAAAUGGCGUUUUUCCAACGAUGGUGGGUAGAACAAAGUGUGGAAACACAAGGAAUAGUGAGAAAACUUGUAGAUGCAGGACAAUUGGAAUUCAUAAAUGGUGGUUGGUGUAUGCAUGAUGAAGCAACAUGCCAUUACAUAGACAUGAUUGACCAAACAACUUUAGGUCAUCAGGCGAUAAAGGAGCAGUUCAACAAAACCCCUCGCGCUGGAUGGCAAAUCGAUCCAUUUGGACACUCCGCCGUGCAAGCUUACCUUCUUGGGGCUGAGCUUGGAUUCGAUUCUGUACAUUUUGCAAGAAUAGAUUAUCAAGACAGAGCAAAACGGAAGAAUGACAAAUCUCUUGAAGUUAUAUGGCGUGCUUCCCAAACUUUUGGUUCUACAUCUCAGAUUUUUGCCAAUGCAUUUCCAGUUCAUUAUAGUCCCCCAAAUGGUUUCCAUUUUGAAGUGAAUGAUGACUUCAUGCCUGUUCAGGAUGAUCCUUUACUAUAUGACUACAAUGUUCAACAGCGGGUUAAUGAUUUUCUUAAUGCUGCAAAAAUUCAAGCAAAUGUGACUAGAACAAGCCAUAUAAUGUGGACAAUGGGUGAUGACUUUCAGUACCAAUAUGCUGAGUCUUGGUUCAAGCAAAUGGACAAAUUGAUUCACUAUGUUAACAAGGACGGUCAAGUUAAUGCAUUGUAUUCUACACCAUCAAUCUAUACUGAUGCAAAAAAUGCAGCAAGUGAAUCAUGGCCUCUGAAAACUGAUGACUAUUUCCCGUAUGCAGAUGGGGCAAAUUCUUACUGGACUGGAUUUUUCACUAGCCGACCAGCCUUGAAGCGAUAUGUCCGAGUGCUGAGUGGUUAUUAUUUGGCAGUGCGGCAACUGGAAUUUUUGGCUGGAAAAAGAUCCAAGGGUCCUAACACUUUCAGCCUGGGAGAUGCUUUAGGAAUUGCACAGCACCACGAUGCCGUCACUGGCACUGCUAAACAGCAUACAACAAAUGACUAUGCAAAACGCUUGGCCAUUGGAGCCUCUGAGGCAGAAGCUGUUGUAAAUACUGCCCUUUCAUGCCUGGUUAAAAACAAAUCAAGAGAUGAAUGUGUGGAGACUGCAAUUACAUUAAGUCAGUGUCAACUACUCAAUAUCAGUUUCUGCCCGCCGACAGAGGGAGAUAUUCCAGAAGGGAAGAGUUUGGUUAUUGUGGCAUAUAAUCCUCUUGGAUGGAACCGUACUGAUGUUAUUAAGAUACCGGUUCCCGACGCCAAUCUUGUCGUGCAAGAUUCUUCAGGCAAUACCAUUGAGGCACAAUAUAUCAGUUUAGAUAACGUUACAAUCAACUUAAGAAACUUCUAUACAAGGGCUUAUUUGGGACUGUCUCCAAAACAAGUCCCUAAGUACUGGCUUCUCUUUCAAGCAUCAGUGCCGCCGCUUGGUUGGAACACAUACUUCAUUUCAAAAGCAUCUGGCAAAGGGAAAAGCAAAAAUGGAUUCAUCUCCAUGAUGGACAGUCCACAGAAUGAGACCAUUGAAAUUGGACCUGGCAAUCUGAAGAUGUCCUUUUCUUUGACUUCUGGACAACUCAAACGUAUUUACAAUACUAAAACAGGGGUCGAUUUACCAAUACAGCAGAGCUAUCUCUGGUAUGGUUCAAGUUCGGGUGGCAACGAUGGCCAGGCAUCUGGUGCAUAUAUUUUUCGGCCUAAUGGGUCCCCUCCAAAUAUUGUAUCACGAUCAGUGCCCUUGAAGGUCGUUCGUGGACCACUGCUCGACGAGGUUCACCAACAGUUUGAUUCAUGGAUCUACCAGGUUACCAGACUAUACAGAGACAAAGAGCAUGCAGAAGUUGAAUUCACAAUUGGUCCAAUUCCCUUGGAAGAUGGCAUUGGUAAAGAAGUCAUCACAAGAAUGACGGCUAAUAUGGCCACAGACAAGGUGUUUUAUACUGAUUCUAAUGGAAGAGACUUUCUGAAACGGGUUCGUGAUUAUAGAGCAGACUGGCCGCUUACAGUUACUCAACCUGUAGCAGGAAACUAUUAUCCACUUAAUCUUGGAAUUUAUACAAUGGAUAAGAAAUCUGAACUCUCUGUCUUGGUUGACCGUGCAACUGGUGGAGCCAGCAUCGAGGAUGGAGAAGUAGAGCUAAUGCUCCAUAGGCGUAUGCUCCAUGAUGACUCUAGAGGAGUGGGUGAAGCAUUGGACGAAAGCGUGUGCGUUAACAAAACAUGUGAAGGAUUAACUGUUCGGGGUAAUUAUUAUAUUAGCAUUAACCAGCUAGGGGCUGGAGCACGCUGGCGCCGAACAACUGGCCAAGAAGUUUACUCACCUUUUAUUUUAGCUUUCACGCAUGAGAAAUUGGAGGACUGGACAGCAUCUCAUUUGACAAAAGCAACUUCCAUAGAUCCAAACUACAGUUUGCCUAUCAAUGUUGCUUUGAUUACUCUUCAGGAGUUGGAUAACGGAAGUGUGCUCCUUCGUCUGGCGCAUCUAUACGAGGCGGGGGAAGAUACCGAGUAUUCAAAAUUGGCUAAGGUUGAAUUGAAGAAGAUGUUUCCAGCAAAAAUGAUAAAAGAAGUGAAGGAAAUGAGCUUGUCAGCAAACCAAGAGAAGUCAGAGAUAAAGAGGAUGGCGUGGAAAGUUGAGGGAGACAACAGACAAGAACCUACCCCAAUUAGAGGUGGUCCAAUUGAUUCAACUCUUGUUGUUGAGCUUGGUCCUAUGGAAGUUCGCACUCUCUUGUUGAAGUUUUAGGAGUUGUGUCUUUAUAUAUUCUUUUGGACAGGACACAGCAAUAUCUGUUUCUUAUGGCAGAUUAAAUAAAUUAAUUAAUAAAUGUCUCUUAUGGCAGACGUUUUUGCACUUCUGUCUGUUUGUUCAAUGUAAAAGAUGGUCUUCAAUAUUACUGUUGAGU
Molecule: messenger RNA, 3225 nt
Organism: Juglans regia (Persian walnut)
Lineage: Eukaryota; Viridiplantae; Streptophyta; Magnoliopsida; Fagales; Juglandaceae
Product: alpha-mannosidase
Exons: 29
Coding region: 39-3065 (1008 amino acids)
Biological process (GO): mannose metabolic process
Molecular function (GO): carbohydrate binding; alpha-mannosidase activity
Source: RefSeq, a predicted model, not a curated record